AUGCAAUCCGGCAAAGAGUUUGAUAUUUGCAACCCUGCCACUAGUGCCACCAUAACCCCGACGCCCCCAGCAGGUUUAAAAUUACCCAUAUUAGCUGAAGCGUCACUAGAGCAAAUGAACUCUGAAGAGUUGCAUUCCCUCCUAGACGCUGCUAUGGCAAAGUCUGUAACUCAAGCCAUUUAUACUGCUAUGGGGGCCAUGUCAGAUAAUAUCACCCAAUCAAUCCCCAGUGCGCUAUGGCCCACUCAAUUACCGCCUACUCUCACUACUACCCCCCCGGAGAGUAUACCGGUGGCCCCUAGUGGGCAUAAAGCUGCAAAAAAGUCUCGCCACCUGGACGAGGAUGCCUCCAAAAUCAUACAGACGGACAGGGUACAACCUGUCACAGAACCUGUGGUUGCACCACAACUAAGAGCCCCCCACCGGGCAAAAUCGGAACUGGAAGAGGGCAAAAGCCUAGAUUGA
Messenger RNA from Pelobates cultripes (western spadefoot toad), 465 nucleotides. The record is from the annotation of a GenBank genome assembly. NCBI's taxonomy places the organism in Eukaryota, Metazoa, Chordata, Amphibia, Anura, Pelobatidae.